AUGGCCAUCGGGGACAGUAUCCCGGACUAUGUGGCCGUGGCUGUUCAGAAGAACCAGGUGAAGAUGGCAGGUAAGUAUAACAGCAUGGACUGUAUGCGGUGUUUUAUGCACAUGCUUGAGUUUUUCAUGGGCUGCGCGCCCGCGGAGUAUACCGAGGAGCUGCAUCAGUGGUUUCUGAAGCGGCAGUGUCGGAAGUAUGGGCGCAAUGCUGCGGCGGGGCUCGCGCAUUUUGGCGUGGUGUCCUGCGACAGUAUGACCACAGCAUUGGGUCGUAUGAGGAAGGCUCUAAACACCACGUCUCAAGUGAGUGCCGCGACCAUGUAUGUAUUGUUCUGCGAGACGCGGCAGGUUGAAUUGGAUGGCAUUCCAGAGUUCCGUGUGCUCGCGAGUUGUCUGAGCGUUGUGACUCAGAAGGUCCAGCACAAUCAGCAGUAUCGCGGCUUGGUCAAGGCCGCGAAGGGUCUGGGUAUCAAGUACGCGAAGUCGUAUACUAAGAAGAAGCUCGCGGUGCUGGUGCAGCGCGGUAUGCAGAAGCCUGCAGGCACGGGGGCGCGGAAGAGGAGUUACGAGGAGCUGGUAUCCGCA
This is a messenger RNA of Prorocentrum cordatum, 585 nucleotides long. NCBI's taxonomy places the organism in Eukaryota, Dinophyceae, Prorocentrales, Prorocentraceae. The record is from the annotation of a GenBank genome assembly.